AUGUUACCCUCAGUAGCGCCAUUUCCGCCCAUCCAACCGCAUCACCAUCUGCACUAUCGUCGUGGAUCCGACAGCUUGAAUGAACCUUACGACCUUAACGCCUCCUUCUCCGCUACCCUUCCCCACCAGGACAUUAGCAAGAAUUCAUCUCAAUCAUUACCCCGAACCCGGCUGCAAUAUCCACAUCCGAUUCAACGUCUCAGUGUUACAGACGCUACGCGCCCGUUAACCCAUACGAAUAGUGCGGGCGAGCAUGCGUUACGGAGGAAGACACCGAAUGGGACGCUGGCGGCUGGAUACGAUGGGACCCCCGGAGAUACUACCAUUCAGCCCCCAGCAAGCAAGCAUAUUCUAGUGUCGCCUCUGGAGCCCAGUCAUAUGAUUCCUCAACAGACUGGAUUUGCGUUGGAUACAUGGCAGCAGCCCAGGCUGGAUCGCGCCUCAUCCGGAAAGCAGCUCAACUUUCCACCCGUAUACAAAAAUGAAGCGACGCGGGGAAACGCAGCUCCCGGGGAGAUGGGCCAAGGGAUUCAUGGGGCAAGCUGGGUUCGUUCGUUGAACUACGUGCCUGGAAUUGAUUCAGUGCUGAACCAGACCUUGCCGAUGCAACCCUCACAACAGCGGUUCUACUGGCACAAUGGUGCCUAUAUUCCCACGGUGCUCCCCGCAACCUUGCAGCCGUGCGUUGGUCCCACCGCUUCAGCAGGAACCGGUCCGUAUGGACCGUACUGGCCCGACGGGGCUUACAUUCCCUAUCGCCCAGCAGCGUUUCGUGAUACUCGUUUUCAUACCCCAAGUCCGUUUCUGAAGGCCGUCAAUCCUUCUAGUCUACAAUUCCUCGAUGCUGUUCAACCGCCAUUGAACCGACCAGGGUUAUCAGCAGCUAGCCAUCCUGACUCGAGUCUAGCUUGGAACCCUACCCCGACGGGGAUGCUCAAUGCUGAGUUGCCCGUGCAGAAUAAUUUUCCUCGACGCCACUCGGAACAGAAGAUUUUGGAUACCUCGCAGCACCAAUUGGUGCUCCCGUUCCAUACCCGCCAACCAACCUCGAGCUGUGGUUUUCCGUCGCUACUGACUCACGAUACAUCGUCAUGGCCGAGUAUUGCAGGCAGUCAGGGACCUCAGAACAUGGACCCUGUGGGUAGCUCACGUGCAGCGAACGCAGAGUUCAAAGAGAAGGUGUUGACAUGGGCCCAUGGAGUCUAUGUGGAUCUUCUCGCAUCUAUACACCAGGCCCGGCGAAACAGCAUUUCCAAUUCUGCCACUGAGGGCCCGAGUCAACGGCUCCUGAAGCCGAGCAUAUACCCUAAACCUCCUCGGCAGCCCGGACUUGACUUCUCAAGCGCCGCUUGUAGUGACCUUUCUCGCCAUAACAGCUUUCCACCUGCCCAUUUCGAUUAUCAUGCGUCGAGACCUGACGUUCAGAUGCUCGAUCGAGUCCGCCACACCAGUCGAUUUUCUGCUACCUCUUCUGCCUCUCGUUUUGGUGCGCCGUCCCUCAAUGAGGGCUCUACGACUGCCAAUGCUGUAUCGUCUCUCGAGAUGCUAUCGCAUCUCUGUAUGGAAAGUGGUUGGGAAUGGAUCGAUGGCAUGCUUCUCGGAGGUUGCCUGGCUUAUGGUCUCGGUGACUAUAAUAAGGCUACACGGUGGUAUUCGCGGAUCAUCGCCCGAGAUUCUUCACACGUGGAGGCGAUCUCCAACCUCGCCGCUACGCUUUUAGCGCUUGAUCGCCGGGAUGAAGCUUUGCAACAUUGGCUUCGCGCUGUGAAACUACGCCCAAGCUAUUUUGAAGCCGUGGAGCAUUUGAUUGGCCUUUUGUGCAGCAGCCAACGGGGCAAGGAGGCAGUAAACAUUAUCGAAUUUGUGCAGAACUCUCUACGUUCUUCUCCUGGUGGAGAAUGUUUCAAAGCGGACGAGCAUGCGAGCGAAACGGAAAGCGAUGCUGAAAGCAGAGCUUCCAGCGCGUCAGAUUUGGGCUCGUACGAGAAAGCCACAUUCGAUUAUGACGAUGAUUUUAGUCGAUCUGUAUCCACGAUCCAUGGUCCAGCUGACGCAAAAACCGCCGGGUUCGGCUCGAGUGGAUACUCUAUACCCGGCUGCGACAAUGGACGGAUAUUGGCUCUUGUCCACGCCAAAGGAAACAUGCUUUAUGCAUUGGGGGACAACGCGGGAGCUGCGGCAGCGUUCGAGGAUGCAAUUUUAAUUGCGGCCGGAAGAAGACGCCAUGGGAUUCAGAAUCUGAUCAAGCAGAUAUUUUCGGCCUUUAUGCACAAUGGCAAUCGUGGCCAACCCGCCGGAGAACCUCAUGAGCCCCAGGAAAGUAUUCUUCUGUAUCCCGAUCAAGCGCUUCAGACCUCGAAGUUGGUUUUUGCUCCGUGUGGAACUCCUCCGGGCAUCAAAUUCGUGGCGGAAGGUCUGGCGAGGAAGGCGGCUAUCUCUACGACGAGCAACUCAUUACUCUCCCUCGCCAAGAUUUACCAAGACGGCAUGUCCAACAUCUCGACCUCGGGGGUCCCGAAAGCUGCCCCCGGCGUUCGGGACAUUCUGGCGCUCUACUACCUUUCCCUGUCUCUUCAACCCAGUCCGUCGACUGCGAACAAUGUGGGGAUUCUACUGGCAGGGAUUCACAACAAAGUCCCGAAAAAGGGGCUUCCACGGUCCAACGGGGAAAUGCAACAUCCCGAGAUUCCUGGCGUUGUUCCCGGGACAGGAAUAUCGUUGGCCUUGGCGUACUACAAUUAUGGACUGCACCUGGAUUCGCGGCAUGCGCACCUCUACACAAACCUCGGAAGUCUACUGAAGGAUAUAGGUCAGCUACAAGCGGCGAUUCGGAUGUACGAACAGGCGGUUCAGUGCGACGGUAAUUUUGAUAUUGCUCUGGCUAAUCUGGCCAAUGCAGUCAAGGAUGCUGGACGCGUCAAUGACGCUAUCGUCUACUACAAGCGGGCUGUCAAGGUGAAUCCGGAAUUUGCGGAAGCUGUGUGUGGCCUCGCCAACGCCCUCAACUCUGUCUGCAACUGGGUUGGUCGUGGUGGUGUUGGCAACGGCAUCGGUUUUAGAGACCGGUGGCAUGUCGAUGAACAAGGGAUGCUUCGAGACGCAUAUAGCACUGAGACCGGCGCAGGCUGGAUCAAACGGGUGGUCGACAUCGUCGACCGACAACUUCGAGAAGGAGAGUCAUGGGGCCAGGGCUUGCUGACCCCGAAUGCAGCCCAACAACUAUGCGCCCAGCUGGUACCCGCAAUGAAGAUCCGCAAUCAGGCAGCGUCUAGCUCACUGGCGGAUAUUCUUCAGUCCUGGGCUGGUCAACGAUGGGAGGGAGCACGGGUGGUACGACUCGUGGAGCGCGCCAUUAGGUCUAUCACUUGGCAAUGGUACCAGGAUCGCUACGUGUAUGGCAAAGAGUACCCCUUAUCCAAAUAUCGGCGGCCGCAGUUGCCUUCCGGGCUGACGGCGCCAAAUGCGCCCACCGUGCUGCCUUUCCACACCUUUACCUGCCCGCUCUCAGCAAAGCAGAUUCGGCAGAUUUCGCAGCGGAACGGUCUCCGCAUAUCUUGUUCGACGUUGCGCUCGCCUUGGCUUCCAGCCACCGUCUACCCACCUCCUCCGCCCCCGAACCCCUAUUUGAAAGUCGGAUAUGUGUCAUCUGAUUUUAACAAUCACCCUCUUGCGCAUUUGAUGCAGUCUGUCUUUGGUCUACAUAAUCCAUCACGUGUCAAGGCCUACUGCUACGCCACCACGGCUAGUGACCGGUCGGUCCAUCGGCAGCAGAUUGAGAAAGAGGCUCCAGUGUUCUACGAUGCGAGUGGGUGGCCUGUCGACGUGCUCGUGAAGCAGAUCGUUGAAGAUGGUAUCCAUAUUCUGAUCAACCUGAACGGCUACACUCGCGGCGCCCGGAACGAAGUGUUUGCUGCCAGACCGGCCCCCAUUCAUAUGUCAUUCAUGGGAUUCGCAGGUACGCUGGGAGCUGAGUGGUGCGAUUAUAUCUUGGCGGACGAAAUCUCGAUACCACCUGAGACAUUAGCGCCGGGUCGCCGCAAUGUGCGCAUCGAGGACCGACUACUGGAGGAAGACCAUGGCGAGGACCUCGAAGACUGGGUUUACGGGGAAAAGCUGGUCUAUACACGGGACACCUUUUUCUGCUGUGAUCACCGGCAAAGUGCGCCCGAUGCUCAAGUCCCCCAAAUCGCAUGGGAACAGGAGCAAAGUCGAAGAUGGCGGAUGCGCAAGGAGUUGUUCCCCAAUCUCAGCGAUGACACUAUCAUCCUUGGCAACUUCAACCAGCUUUAUAAGAUUGAACCCACAACCUUCCGCACCUGGCUGCGCAUCCUCGCUCACGUUCCCGACGCUGUUCUCUGGCUCCUUCGUUUUCCCGACCUUGGCGAACGCAAUCUCAAGGAAACGGCGAUCGCAUGGGCGGGCGAGGAGACCGCCUCCCGAAUUAUCUUCACCGAUGUCGCCCCAAAGAACAUGCAUAUCGCCCGUGCUAGAGUCUUGGACCUGUUUUUGGAUACCCCGGAAUGUAACGCCCACACCACGGCAACGGACGUCCUUUGGAGCGGUACCCCGCUCUUAACUCUCCCUCGUUAUAAAUACAAGAUGUGCUCCCGCAUGGCCAGCAGUAUCCUCAGCAGCGCUCUUCCAGACACCGACGCCGGCCGCGCCGCUCGGGAGGAGCUAAUCGCUACCUCGGACGAGGACUAUGAGAACAAGGCCAUCCGCCUAUGCCUCGGCUUGAACGCCCGCCGUGCUGCUUCUGCCAAGACACCGCCGACAGGUCGACUCUCCGAGAUACGGAAGAUGCUAUUCCAGGAACGCUGGAAAGGCCGACUGUUCGAUACGGCGCGAUGGGUGCGGGACCUCGAAGACGCGUAUGACCGCGUCUGGCAGCGAUGGGUGACCGGCGAGGAGGGCGAUAUAUGGUUAUGA
Messenger RNA from Aspergillus fijiensis CBS 313.89, 4929 nucleotides. Its product is annotated as UDP-N-acetylglucosaminyltransferase. NCBI's taxonomy places the organism in Eukaryota, Fungi, Ascomycota, Eurotiomycetes, Eurotiales, Aspergillaceae. The coding region runs from base 1 to 4929 and encodes 1642 amino acids. Gene Ontology annotation, molecular function: protein binding; glycosyltransferase activity. Gene Ontology annotation, biological process: protein O-linked glycosylation. The record is from RefSeq and is a predicted model, not a curated record. The transcript is spliced from 3 exons.